Messenger RNA from Cotesia congregata, 1140 nucleotides. Lineage: Eukaryota; Metazoa; Arthropoda; Insecta; Hymenoptera; Braconidae. The record is from the annotation of a GenBank genome assembly.
AUGGAAAGCGGACCUCCUGCUCGUGGUGGAUUUAGAGGACGAGGAGGACCAAUGCGGGGACGUGGUGGUUUUGGAGAGCGUGGACGAGGUGGCCCUCCAAGAGGUGGAAUGAUGCGCGGACGUGGUGGAGCACCUGGUCCAAUGCGAGGAGGCCCACCGGGGAUGCGAGGUCGGGGAGGACCUCCGGGACGAGGUGGACGCGGCGGACAUUAUCCUCCAGGAGGCCCGCCAGACACAAGUUUAGCAGGACCAGGUGGAGCCCCACCACCUCCCCCAGGAGUCGGUGGCCCAACACGUGGAAGUGGUCGGGGAGCACCAGGUGGAUUCCGUGGUCGAGGUCGAGGAGACUUCGGGCGUGGUGACAGCCGGGGAGGUGGUUUCCGCGGCCGCGGUGGUGAUCGUCGAGGUCGUGGCUCGGGGAUGUUCAACCGCGACGGACCACCAAGAGGCUCAGGUCGUGGCUCCAAUGGUUCUGGUUUCGGAGACCGUGGACGUGGAAUGGACCGUGGCCGCGGUGCUCCAGUUAAGCGUGGAGGAGUUCCCGGUGCCGGUGGACCCCCAAAGCGACCAAGAUACGACGUUACAGCUGCCCAGCCUGCUAAUGGUUACGCUUCCCAGCCACCAAGCCAAGGCUACGGACCUGGUAACGGAUACGGACAAGCAGCACCAGCUCCUGUGGGUAGCUACGGAGCUACUACUGGUACCUACGGACCACCUCAGAGCGGUUACCAACAGUCUUAUCAAGGGUAUGAGAGUUAUCCUACACCUGCAGACUACACACAAUCAACGACGUUUUAUCAACAGGGAUAUCCAGCACAAGUACCACCAGACAACAGAUAUGGUGGUAUACCGCCAGCACCUGCAGCAAGUUUUAAUUCCAGUGAUCCAUAUGGCUAUGGAAAAGUUCCGCCUCAAGUUAAUUACCAACAGGAGGCAGUUGCUCCUGCUGUGGGUGGUGGUGGUGAUGGUGUUGGAAAUUAUCCUCCUGCUAAUCCUUACGACGACCAAUCCUGUAAUAACAGCGGCAUGACGGUCAGGGGUGAUUAUUCAACACACGAGUAUGACUAUACAAGUCAAGACGGUGGCUAUGGAAAACAAGAUUAUGGUGAGUACCAAUCUGUUGACAGGCAUUUCUAUUAA